Molecule: messenger RNA, 2942 nt
Organism: Cheilinus undulatus (humphead wrasse)
Lineage: Eukaryota; Metazoa; Chordata; Actinopteri; Labriformes; Labridae
Gene: hps1
Product: HPS1 biogenesis of lysosomal organelles complex 3 subunit 1
Exons: 18
Coding region: 389-2428 (679 amino acids)
Biological process (GO): melanosome assembly; vesicle-mediated transport
Cellular component (GO): BLOC-3 complex
Molecular function (GO): guanyl-nucleotide exchange factor activity
Source: RefSeq, a predicted model, not a curated record
CCACCGGACUCAUGCAGGGGCGUCAAAAAGCCCACAUUUACAAGAACCAGACUUUACUACUAGCAUUUACCCUGGAGCAGUUUGUAGACAUCCUCGACAGCAGCUCUGUGGAUCUAUCUACUUGAUCAGCGCGAGCUUCCGGCUGAGGUCACAGUGUCACUCCGCGGGGUUGUGAUGCGGCUGCAGACAGUGCGGAAGGAAACAGAAAGUAGCAGACUGUAAACCUACACAAAACAGAGAAGAAGGUGACGAUUUAUACUACAGAAAAGCUGGACAGAGAUGCAACUUCGUUUUCACCCUAAGAAGAACACAUAGGCAUGAUGCACGUGGAGUGGUCGUUGUAACUACAGUGAAGUAGGUCAGGAGCAUUUCUGUGCGUGCAGUCCAAAUGAAGUGCUUGUUGAUAGCCAGUGAGCAUGCAGAGGUUCUUUUCCACUGGACCGACUCUGAAUUUCAGCAGAAUAUCCAGGAGCAGUAUGGAGCAUCCCAGGAAGAAGGCCAAGGGCUUCCAGCCUUCGAGGACAGCAUCAGCACCCUGUUUGCUCCCAUCAUCAUCUCCUGCAGCACCAUGGUGGACCGGCUGGGUGACAGCUACACCUCCUUCACCACAGAAAACAACCACAUCUAUGUCCUACAUCAGUUUGACGAGUGUCUCUACAUUGCUGUGAACGGAGACGGCGAGGAGGGAGAGGAUGAUCUCCGGAGGAAGAUUUAUGUGAUGAAGAAGAUGAUUGAGGUCCUGUUUGGCAUGGUCACCCUCAGCAGUAACCUCCUCAAAAAAGAGCUGCGUCCUCAGGACACGGAGCAGAGAGCGAGGCUGUGGAAGUACCUGCAGAGUCUGCUGGACACGUACAGUCAGCUCAGAGAGAACGACCAGAGCUUCUUAGUGGAGGCAGUAGAGAGGCUGAUCCACCCCACGCUGUGUGAGCAGUGCAUCGAGUUCCUGGAGCGUCGGAUAGUUCAGCAGCUCAACAGCAGCGUGGAGCGAGCAGGAGAGGAGGUGCUGCACUCCUUCAUCCUCGUUCACACUAAGCUGCUCGCCUUCUACUCCAGUCGCAAUGCAAGCACGCUCACCACCUCAGACCUCCUGGCUCUCAUCAUCAUGGCACAAAACAUGUACCCCAGCAACACAGAUCUGGACGACCCCGGCCCAGAGGAUGUUGAGAGCACGUCCGGUUCUGGUCCUGAGAGUUUUUACACCCCAGAGCCCUCCCCAACAGACUCCAGCAGCAGUUCAGAGAAGCCAGUGAGGGGAAGCACUCCUGUAUUUGAGUUUGUGGACCCAGACGUCCAGAUGGCAGAGGACAGUCUGCAGACUCUGGAGGUCCCUCCCCCUGACCCUUCAACCCCUCGUAGAGUCUUCUUAGAGGUCUCUCUCAAGGAGGGCCUGUAUCCCAUGAUGCCUCACUCCAUGUACUGCUUGCCUCUGUGGCCGGGGAUCACUCUGGUGCUGCUAACAAAGAUUCCCACCAGUGCAGUGGCAAUGUCAGUGUAUAAAUUUUUGGAGGCCUUUGCCAAGCUGGAGAAGCGUUUGAGUGAAGGCCACGAAGGAUCUUCUGCCACCAGAGGACAGCCGACUAUAUUCGACAUCCGCAGCAAACUGGACAAAUUCAUUAAAGCACUGGGGCCCAGUGAGAUACAGUCUGCACAGUUGCAAAACAUGUGGACAGAGUUCAAAAACCGAGCCUUUGCCAGAGUUGGACCAGGGUUCACCAGAGCGCUCAUCCCGUGGUGUAAGGAUAUGAAGACACAGCUGUGUGGGAUUUACCGACAGUGUUUUCUUAUCGACCCCGGACCCUCUGACAUUCCUCGGCGUCUCUCCCCAGGCCUGCAGGAACGAGCCCAGACUAUGGUGCAGGAGAAACUGAUGGACUGGAAGGAUUUCUUGUUGGUGAAAAGCAGGAGGAAUAUCACCAUGGUGUCAUACCUGGAGGAUUUCCCGGGUCUCAUUCAUUUCAUUUGCGUGGACCGAUCCACCGGUCAGAUGAUUGCACCAUCACUGAACGUCACAGAACGCAGCACAUCUGAGCUUGGGAAGGGGCCGGUGGCUCAGUUCAUCAAAAGCAAGGUGUGGAGUCUGGUCAGCACAACACGGCGCUAUCUCCAGAAAGGUUACUCCACCGUCACGCUGAGAGACGGAGACUUCUACUUCUGCUACUUCCUCUGGUUUGAAAACGACACUGGCUACAAGCUAGAGGCAGGAGACAUACCACACCUACCUGAUGACUCUGCACCCAUUGGGAUGCUUGCCUGGGACUACUACAGGAAGCUGCUGCGAUACUACAGUAAGCACCACCAGGGGGAGGUGGUGAAGUGCUACGAGCUGCUGACGGUUCACCUGGGGGUCAUCCCCACUGAGAUCAUCCUGCAGCACUGCAGGCAGCUGGCCAGCAAACUGUGGGAGCCCUCACGCAACCCACUGCUGUAGACAUACACAUACAGGUGAACAGAGGCUAAUGUGCACAUUUUGUGAUGAUGCCAAGAUGAAGGAACAAAAAAAAAACCUAGUCUCAUUUUUUAAUGAUUUAUGUGGUGUCCACUGUCUGUUUUUUCUAAAUUUACUUGUUUUGAAGCUUUUGUAUCCUCUAAAAAAUAAGUUCACUUUAAAGUAUAUAUUAAAAGUACUUAAACUUUUGACUAUUGAACACCAGUUUGCACUUAAAAUGUCUUUGCUCUGAAGAAUAUUAACAAAUUUGUGCCUAAAUUUUUGUAGAAUUUAAUAUAUGUUUCAAUACACAUUUGUGACCAAUUUUCUAUUUAUUAGCUUUUUCUAUGUUUGUUUUUGUUAGUUUUCAAUUUUUAAAUUUGUAGCUCAAGAUUUUUAUAAUUGCAGAUUUUCAUCAUUUGUGCCUUUACUACUGAUAAUGCCAUAAACUGUACAAAUGCAACAUGAAAUGAUGAUUCCUGAAUGUCUCUAGAUUAUUUUGGAGACAAUAAACAUU